This is a messenger RNA of Exserohilum turcica Et28A, 1262 nucleotides long. RefSeq lists its product as uncharacterized. NCBI's taxonomy places the organism in Eukaryota, Fungi, Ascomycota, Dothideomycetes, Pleosporales, Pleosporaceae. Gene Ontology annotation, cellular component: cytoplasm; nucleus. The record is from RefSeq and is a predicted model, not a curated record. Gene Ontology annotation, molecular function: protein arginine N5-methyltransferase activity. Gene Ontology annotation, biological process: peptidyl-arginine methylation. The transcript has 2 exons. The coding region runs from base 1 to 1203 and encodes 400 amino acids.
AUGGCCGAACAAGCAACAGAAGAGGAUAUCCUACUCGCCAAGCGCAUCAUUUCCGCAGCGGAGCGCCACGAUGUGACGGCGUUGAACGUCCUGCUCAAAGAUGGCUCAGCCAAGGUCAUGGACCCAACAGCAGACGUCAAAACCUCUCCACUACACGCAGCAAUUGCAUCAUGCGGAAAGGCCGAGGAUGGAAAAGAGGCGGGAGAAGAAGCGAUUCAAACGGUAGAACUGCUACUUCAAAACGGCGCCAUCUGGAACGAUCUCAACAAGGAGGAUGAAACCCCAGGAUGCAUUGCGCUCCGUCUAGGCCAGAAGAAGAUUUACGACAUGAUGGUCACAGCCGGUGUUCAGGCAGAGAUGCUGUUUGCGCGAAUGGAAGCGCUUGGUCUGGUUGACAACAGCGGCGAGGCCGAAGACGAGGCCGAAGAGGAUGAGACACGCGAGGAGCAGCCAGCGGCCAAGAAGCAAAAAAUAUCCGAGGAAGACGCCAAACCCGUCGAGCAAACUGUCGAUGAAAAGGUCCUUGAUGACGUAUCGCUGGACAACCAGGCCUACCUCAAGAGUCAAUUGAGAUACAAGCCCGGCAUCCUCCUCGACGAGAGCGACAACGCAGUCAUGAUGGACUGGGAAACGCAAAUCAUGCAGCGCCACGCCGAGACGCUGAUUCCCAAGCCCGGCCUGCGUACUAUGAACGUAGGCCACGGCAUGGGCAUCGUUGACACAGCCAUCCUGACGCACGACCCCGCCGAGCACCACAUUAUCGAAGCGCAUCCCCAGGUGCACCAGCGGCUCCGCGAGCAGGGCUGGUACGACAAGCCCAAUGUCAAGAUCCACGAGGGCAGGUGGCAAGAUGUGCUUCCCAAGCUAGUAGAGCAAGGCGUCGUGCUCGACGCAAUCUACUACGACACGUUUGCCGAGGACUACAAGGCGCUCAAGGAUUUCUUCUCAGACUACGUGGUUGCGCUGCUAGCCAAAGACGGGAAAUUCGGCUGGUACAAUGGUCUCGGUGCCGAUCGCCAGAUUUGCUACGACGUUUACACAAAGGUUGCUGAAAUGGAUCUGUACGACGCAGGCUUCGACACUGAGUGGGAGGAUAUCAACGUCCCGGCGGGUCUGCACGGCAGCGACCAAUGGGAGGGUACGCGCCGCCCUUACUGGACUAUCGAUGUUUAUCGCUUGCCUGUGAAUACGUUUGUCAAGUAGAUGUCAUGCAUCUAAUAUAUAGUUUGAAUUGACAAAAAUACACGGCAGUUCUGAUUCGC